ACCGCGUGAGCAGCGCCCGGCGAGUCCCUGCCCGACUCCAGCGCCCCGCGAGGGGUUGCGGGCAGUCAGGACAGUCGAACUGAACCGGGCCGGUGCUGCUGCUGCCACCUUCCUUUCGCCCCUGCGAGGCGCUCAGCCCGUGUCCCAACGCGGACCCCCUGCCCCGGCGGCGGCGAGGUCCGAGAGCUGCAGCUCUCCUGGUGAAGUGACGCCACCCCCUGGGAGUCCAGCUCACAGCACGGGCACCAUCGUCCAGGACCCACUGGACCUCCAUGGGUGCAUGAGGACGGGGUGCCAGGGCUGCGGGCACGAGCAUGGUGAGACACCAGCCGCUGCAGUACUACGAGCCACAGCUGUGCCUGUCCUGCCUCACGGGCAUCUAUGGCUGCCGCUGGAAACGCUACCAGCGCUCACACGAUGACACCACACCGUGGGAACGCCUCUGGUUCCUGCUGCUCACCUUCACCUUCGGCCUCACUCUCACCUGGCUCUACUUCUGGUGGGAAGUCCACAACGACUACGAUGAGUUCAACUGGUACCUCUACAACCGCAUGGGCUACUGGAGCGACUGGUCCGUGCCCAUCCUCGUGACCACGGCCGCCACCUUCACCUACAUCUACGGCCUCGUGAUCGGACUGGUGGUCACCCUGGUGGCCACAGUGGUGGCCAUGUCCACCGUGGCCCAGCUCUGGGAGGACGAGUGGGAAGUGCUGCUGAUCUCCCUGCAGGGCACAGCCCCGUUCCUGCACUUGGGGGCCCUGGCCGCCAUCACAGCCCUCUCCUGGGUCGUGGCGGGACAGUUUGCCUGCGCAGAACGGACCUCCUCCCAGACGGCCAUUCUCUGUCCCUUCUUUGCUGUGGUGCUGGCCCUCUACCUGGCCCCCCUUUCCAUCUCCUCCCCAUGCAUCAUGGAGAAAAAGGACCUGGGACCCAAGCCUGCCCUCAUAGGCCACCGCGGGGCCCCUAUGCUGGCCCCCGAGCACACGCUGAUGUCCUUCCAGAAGGCCAUGGAGCAGAAGCUGUUUGGGCUCCAGGCUGAUGUCACCAUCAGCCUGGACGGUGUGCCCUUCUUGCUGCAUGACACCACCCUGAGACGCACCACCAAUCUCCACCAGACUGACCCCUUCUGGACAGCUGGCUCCCUGUCUCCCGCUGACCUCAGGGAGGCCCAGAACCAGUCCCUCUGCAGCCUGGCAGAGCUCCUGGAGCUGGCCAAGGGCAACACCUCGCUGCUCCUCAACCUCCGCGACCCCCCGCGGGGCCACCCCUACCUCGCCAGCUUCCUCAACGUCACGCUGGAGGCUGUGCUUCGCUCCGGCUUCCCCCAGCACCGGGUCAUGUGGCUGCCGGACAAGCUCAGGCCCCUGGUGCAGAAGGUGGCCCCCGGCUUCCAGCAGACGGCUGGCUCCAAGGAGGCAGUGGCCAGCCUGCGGCGCGGCCACAUCCAGUGGUUGAACUUGCGCUACACUCAGGUGUCCCGCCAGGAGCUCAGGGACUACGCCUCCUGGAAUCUGAGUGUCAAUCUCUACACGGUCAACGCCCCCUGGCUCUUCUCCCUGCUGUGGUGCUCCGCUGUCCCAUCCGUUACCUCCGACAACGCCCAAGCCCUGGCCCAGGUGCCUUCCCCACUCUGGAUCAUGCCUCCGGACGAGUACUGUCUCAUGUGGGUCACCGCCGACCUGAUCUCCUUCACCCUCAUCGUGGGCAUCUUCGUGUUUCAGAAGUGGCGCCUGGGUGGCAUUCGGAGCUACAACCCCGAGCAGAUCAUGCUGAGCGCCGCAGUGCGCCGGACCAGCCGGGACGUCAGCAUCAUGAAGGAGAAGCUCAUCUUCUCAGAGAUCAGCAACGGCGUGGAGGUCUCCGAUGAGCUUUCCGUGUGUUCAGACAACAGUUACGACACUUACGCCACCAGCUCCACCACCCCAGUGGACCCCCGAGGGGCCAGCAGCCAAGCCAAGAGCCUCACAGACAGGAGUGGGCACUAGCAGAAGACCCUCCUGUCCCAGCCUGUACAUAAAGCAGAAAUGGCGGAGCCGGGAGGCCAGGCUCUGGAGCUGGUUCUGGGCCUCCCCCCUGGUCAGCCAUGGGCAUGGCCUCUCUUCCACUGGGCCAGGACUCUAGCCUCCAAUGCCCCUGCAGGCCCAGGGCUCCAGGAAGAGCAGAGCAGGCCCCAGUCCCCGCACUACGUGCAGCCUCCUGACCGCAGCCGUGCCGUGCGGUGCCCUCUGUGGAAGUCUGGGUUGUCCACAUGCCCGUGUUCCUGUUUGCGCCAUGAAGGUUGACGUCUCCGUUCUCCUCCUGCCUCAAGGCUUGGGCUGGGCCUCUCCCUUGCCCCUCUGUUCUUCACCUCAGCCUCAAAGCACAAGGAACUCCAGCCCAGAGGGAGUGGACGAGACAUGGCCCCUCUCUGGCCAGCCACCCACCAUGCCAGCCCUGCCUCGGGAGAGGACCUGAGCCAUGGCCCCUGGGAGCAGCCGGAGAUGGCUGCUGGACCCCGGUCCAACAGGCCCAAGGGGGCGGUGCAGCCCUAAGCCCAGGGACACAGUCUGACAGACGCCAGAGGUUCCCAUGCCGAUAGCCACAGUUCAGGCGCCACCUGUGAAAUGAGCUCUGGGCACAGUCAGGACAAUGUGCCCGAGGAGGCUGCCGUGGUGGGGCCUGAGAGGCCUCAGUCAAGAGGAAUAAAGCUGCCAUCUCGA
Molecule: messenger RNA, 2699 nt
Organism: Echinops telfairi (small Madagascar hedgehog)
Lineage: Eukaryota; Metazoa; Chordata; Mammalia; Afrosoricida; Tenrecidae
Gene: GDPD5
Product: glycerophosphodiester phosphodiesterase domain containing 5
Exons: 16
Coding region: 315-1985 (556 amino acids)
Biological process (GO): lipid metabolic process; positive regulation of neuron differentiation
Cellular component (GO): plasma membrane
Molecular function (GO): glycerophosphodiester phosphodiesterase activity
Source: RefSeq, a predicted model, not a curated record